AUGGCUCGUUUAGCUUCUGGUUCAGUUAUUUUGGGGACAGUUGUGUGUAAAUAUACACAGAAAUUUUUAAAUGAAGAGGAAAUACUUGAAGAAAUUGAAGAAAAUGAACGUUUAGAAUCAAAUAAAAAUAAGGAGGGUGAUGAAGAAUUUGAAGAGGGAGAAAUUUUGGAAAAAAAUGAAAGUGAAUAUGGAAUUGGGGAAAUAACAACAGAUCAAAUAAAUGAAAAGAGAAUUGAAAAAAAUAAAAAAAUUGAGAAUGAUUCGAAUUUUUCUGGUCUUCCACUUACUGUUGAUUUUCGACCAUCUUCCUCUGCUCUAGGUCGUAUUCCAAUGAAUUAUUUUCGAAGGGAUAUGUACAACAACGAUCAAGAUGUUGCAUUUUCUAGAGUUAUUGACCGUUCUAUUCGCCCCACAAUUCCUGAGAAUUUUCCUCACAAGACACAGACGGGAGAUGCUGUUAUUAUGGGAAUUAAUGUUGCUUCUGCAGCUUUGGCUGUUUCCCCGGUUCCUCAAAAUUGUUUAGUUGCAGCAGCUAGAGUUGGAAUUAUUGACGAAAAGAUAAUUGUUAAUCCUUCACAUGAGCAAUUGAAACAUAGCAGUCUUGAUCUUGUGUUGACUGGGACUGCAAUUGGGAAGAAAAGUAAAGGAAAUAAUGAAUAUGUAAUUAUGGUUGAAAUGGAAGGAAAAGAAGUUGAAGCCGAGAAAUUUGUUCAAUGUAUUCAACAAGGAUUUGAUGAAAUACGCCUCACACAAGGAGCAAUCGAAAGAUUAGCUAAAGUAGUUGGACAUGAAAAAUAUAAGACAUCUUUAAACGAAUUUCCUGCUGAUUUACUUGAAAAAGUUUCUGUUUGUGAAGGGGCAAUAGAAGCUAUUUUAAAAGAACAUUCUCACAGUAAAUCUUCGCGCGGGGAAGCAAUAGAAAAUAUUUUCCAAGGUUGGCGGUUAUUAAUGGACAGACAGUCACAGACUUAUAGUGAACAAAUACUCAGGACUGUUUUUGGGGAUAUUACCAAAAAAGUCCAUAGAAAUAUUUUAUUGGAAACUGGUAUUCGAAUUGAUGGACGGAAAUCCGAUCAAUUUAGGCCAAUAAAAUGUAAAGUUAAUUUAUAUAGAAAAUUACAUGGGUCAGCAAUUUUUCAAAGAGGACAAUCUCAGGUUUUUUCUACAGUUACAUUUGAUUCUCCACAAGCAGCUUUUCAUCCUGAUGCUAUAGCGCAACUUUUGGGUGCUCAACGGAAAAAAUCUUUUAUGUUGCAUUAUGAAUUUCCUCAAUUUGCUACAAAUGAAAUUGAGAAACCAGGUGCCAGUUCGGAUCGAAGAGAAAUUGGGCAUGGUCUACUAGCUGAAAAAGCACUUCGGAAUUUGGUGCCAGAAGAUUUUCCUUAUACAAUUCGAUUAGCUUGUCAAGUAUUAGAAUCUAAUGGAAGUACUUCAAUGGCAUCAGUUUGUGCUGGUUCUAUGGCUCUCUUCGAUGCUGGAGUGCCUUUGUUAUCUAAUCUUGUAGCCGGUUUAGCAUUGGGAUUAAUUACAGAAAAAAGUGAAGAUGCACAAUUUAAUAAUGAAAUUAAUAAAAAUGAAAGUGGAAGUAAUUCUCCCAAAAAUAAAUUUCCUAAUAAAUAUUUACUUUUAACUGAUUUGGCCGGUUUUGAAGAUUUUGCCGGUGAUAUGGACUUUAAAAUUGCUGGUACUUCAAAAGGUUUUACAGCAAUGCAAAUGGAUUUAAAAAUUUGUGGAAUUCCUUUAAAACCAGAAAUGAAGUCUUCUGUUCCUAUAAUUGAAUUAAUGCAGUUACCAAUUUAUAAAAGGCCAAUUUUGUUUAGAUCUGGGGCAUAUAAUGCAAAAUUGAUUGAAGCGGAAACUGGUGUUAAAGUUAGUUCAGAAGACGAUGCAAAUAUUCAAUUAUUUGCUCCAAAUCCCGAAUCUUUAGACAAAGCAAAAUUGAUGAUUGAAAAAUUAAUGGUAGAACAACAAGAAGAGCAAUACCAAUUUGGAGCUUUUUAUAAAGCAGAAAUUGUUCGUAUUCUCGAAGGUGGAAUUCAUGUUUCUCUAAAAGAAGGUGGCCGACAUAUUUGGAUCAGAAAUUCUGACCUUUCUUCUGCACCGAGUAAACAAAAUGCACAGGCGCUUGGUUUUGAGGUUGGUCAAAAAUUAACAGUACAAUAUUUUGGCCGGGAUCAACAUACAGGACAACACAGACUUACAAGAAAAACACUUCAAAUGUUUGAUCCUCCCGUUCAAAAUUUAUUUAAAGAAAAACAACCUUUAAAUGAAAAAUCUUUAAACGAUAAAAUACAAAAGGAAACAAAAAGUUAA
Messenger RNA from Meloidogyne enterolobii, 2313 nucleotides. The record is from the annotation of a GenBank genome assembly. Lineage: Eukaryota; Metazoa; Nematoda; Chromadorea; Rhabditida; Meloidogynidae.